UCGGAGAAACGAGCCUACAACAUCUGCGUAGCUGACUCAAUCUGAAGCUGCCUCUCUUCGGAAAUUGCCAACUGACCAGAACAGCUGAAUCAAUCGUCAGCAUUUAGCGAUUAGAGGGUCUGCAACGUAAAAGCCUUCAUUUCGAUUUUAUUUUCCCUGGCGAUCGCUCGGCAAUGCUGAACAAACGGAGGCUUUUGCGGGAGUACCAGUCCUACGAUGAUCUCAACGAGCACUUCAGGAUGUUCGGAUCGCAGUCCUUCGAUUCUUUACAAGAUCGCGUGGAUAUGAACCCCAGUACCAGCGAUGGAUUAUCCACAGAUGGUCUCGACUACUAUCAAAACUGCACGCAAUCCCAUGCGGGGCUGCUGAGGGAGCACAAUUUUAAGGUUAAGUCUUAUAACUACAACGUGGGUAAAUGCGUGCAUUGCAUGAAAAAAAUCCGCUUCGCUACGGCCAGCCUGCGGUGUCGGGCGUGUCCGCUACGUUGUCACAUCGACUGCUGCCGCCAGCUGACGGUGAACUGCAUACCCCAGCCCCCAAUGACCACGAUGCGUGGCAAUCUCAGCGAUUAUGCACCUCCGGUGGCACCCAUGGUGCCGGCCUUAAUUGUCCAUUGUGCCACGGAGAUUGAGGCGAGGGGAUUGCAACAGGAGGGUCUCUAUCGAGUGUCCUCGACCCGCAAGAAAUGCCAGCGGUUGCGGCGGAAGCUGCUGCGUGGCAAGUCCACGCCGCAUUUGGGCAACAAGGACACCCACACACUGUGCUGUUGUGUGAAGGACUUCCUUCGCCAGUUAGCUCACCCCCUGAUACCCAUUUACCACCGUAGGAAUUUCCACGAAGCCACGCUGCAGGCUGAUCCCAUGGCCAUCGAAAUGGCUGUCUAUAUGGCGGUUCAGGAGCUGCAGCAGCCUCAUAGGGACACUUUGGCCUUCCUGAUGCUCCACUGGCAAAGGGUGGCCGAGAGUCCUGCCGUCCGCAUGACGGUGAACAAUCUAGCCGUGAUCUUUGCUCCCACUCUCUUUGGAGAUCUGGAUUUGACCCUUGAAAAUGUGAUCAUUUGGCAACAUGUGCUGAAGGUGUUGCUCGAGCUGCCACCAGGAUUCUGGUCUCAGUUCCUAGAGGUGCAUCCGCUUCCCACACCUAUGGGUAGUACUUUUACUUUCGAUGAGCGGUACUCUGAAGAUAGGCACUGGGAUCACUCAUCUAAUCUGGGCUGGACUUCGUUUAAGACCUACUUUAGAUCUAUGGUCAACCUCAGCAAUACUAAUCUGUAGUGUAAAUUGGAUAUAUAUAAUGGUCCCAUGAAGUGCAUUCGUUUGGCUUGAUAGGAGCAAAG
This is a messenger RNA of Drosophila eugracilis, 1336 nucleotides long. It is a transcript of the gene RacGAP84C, whose product is annotated as GTPase-activating protein RacGAP84C. NCBI's taxonomy places the organism in Eukaryota, Metazoa, Arthropoda, Insecta, Diptera, Drosophilidae. The record is from RefSeq and is a predicted model, not a curated record. Gene Ontology annotation, biological process: signal transduction.